This is a messenger RNA of Perkinsus marinus ATCC 50983, 936 nucleotides long. RefSeq lists its product as hypothetical. The transcript is spliced from 2 exons. The record is from RefSeq and is a predicted model, not a curated record. Lineage: Eukaryota; Perkinsozoa; Perkinsida; Perkinsidae. Bases 1 to 936 code for a protein of 311 amino acids.
AUGAGUGAACAAGAGAUUGAUACAACUGGUGAGCACACCAGAGUUACCGAUGGGGAUAUGGAAAUUGAGAGCCAGCAGGCUCGUAAUGGGCAAGUUCAAGAAGAGGAGGCAGCAAGAGUUGCUGCUGAGAAUACAACAAGAAUGGAGGUUCAGAUAGCGGAAUUACAGAAUGAAGUUCUGAAGAUGAGAAAUGCGGGCUCGACCGAGAUGGGGAGAGCCCUUGCGAUAACGAAAGCAAUGGUUCCAUACGACCCGAAGAAGCAGACAUUUGAGGAAUGGAGAUCGAAAUUUGAAGGCCGCGCUAAGCUGUUGAGGUUACCCUAUCAGGAGUUGUUGGAAUUUAUGGGCUUAUGUUUAUCGGAUAAGCCUUGGGAAGUGUAUAAUAGGAGACUCAACAAUGAUCCUAAGGAACCUCCCGAGCGGAUUUAUUUUGGCAUUAUAGAGGAGCUGACGAAACAAUACAGCGAGACGCCUAAGCAUGCGUUCAGUUCUCUGUGUAAGCUGAGAUAUAAACGUGAUGUAUACAGGCAUUCGACUGAGAUCCAUAGAUUAACCAAGUUGGCUUUCCCGAAAUUGAAUCCAGAAGCACGAGACCAGAUUGGUAUACAAGUCUUUUGGAAGAGUUUACCGCAGUCGAAGAUAGUGGAAGGGUAUUAUAACACCUUCAAUAAGCUUCCAAAGCAAACACUUUCGGAAGCUGUUACCCUGGUUGGCGAUAGUCUGGAUAGUGUUGAAGAGACGAGUGAUUCGGGUGAAGAAGAGAAGGUUGUGGCUGUUGCGCAUUGGUCUCAGAAAGGAAAAGGAGCUCUUGGACUCCGUAUUGGUACGGUAAAGGACGAAAAGGAAAAGGGAAAGGAAGUAAAGGAAAAGGAAGUAAAGGAAAAGGAAAGCGAUAUGAAAGAGAAGAUGAGGAUGAAGGAUCAUCCAAACGAAUGA